AUGUCAGUUUCUAAUGAUAGCACAGUUAAGGAUUUGCUUAUAUAUCAGCAAAUAUUCCUGCUUGCAAUGACUGAAGGCAAAAUAUCAAAAGUCAUAUUUUCAAUAUUAAUGUCUCUGUUCUUCAUCUAUUUAAAUGCUAUCAUGGUCUAUACUAUUUGGAGUAAGCCUGUUUUUAAAGUGACACCACGCUACAUUCUGUUUAACCACAUGCUUUUCAAUGACUUGAUACAUCUCAUUUUUUCCUCUUUGUUGUAUAUUUUAGUUCUGGCCUCUCUCAAGUUAGUCAUGGCUGCUUGUACUGUUUUAGUUUUUGUUUCAGGCACAACUUUCUAUAACGCACCUUUAAUCCUGGCUGUGAUGUCACUAGAGCGUUAUGUGGCUAUAAACUUUCCUCUAAGACAUGCUGAAAUAGCCACUCAGAAAAGAACUUAUAUUGCUAUUGGAAUUAUUUGGUAUAUGAGUAUGAUGCACUUCAUAAUUGACUUGCUUUAUGUAUUAUUGACUGAUCCUACAGUUUUUUCAUCGCAAAUAUUUUGCACAAGAGAAAAACUCUUCAUAAAGCAAUGGCAAGUAAAUCUUCAACAGGGCCUCAACAUAUUCUUCUUUGUGUCAGUGUCUGUGAUCAUCCUUUUCACUUAUAUUACAAUUUUGAUCACAGCCAGGUCCAUUUCCACGAAUAAAGCCUCUGCUGUAAAAGCUCACAAGACUGUGCUGCUGCACAUCAUUCAGCUGGGCCUGUGCCUUACUUCAUUUCUUUAUAGCUCCAUAGAGCGAGCUGCAGCAAUGACCAGCACCAGCAGCAGUCUUUUUGCAGAUCUGCGUUAUCUAAACUAUUUGUUUGUGCUGAUCUUGCCACGCUGCUUAAGCCCACUCAUCUAUGGACUGAGGGAUGAUGCUGUAAGACCUUUAUUUAUCUACUAUUUUUGCUGUGCAAGAGGCAAACGCAGGUCCACUGUCAAUGUACACUGA
Tachysurus vachellii is the source of this 969-nucleotide messenger RNA. RefSeq names its product odorant receptor 131-2-like. The record is from RefSeq and is a predicted model, not a curated record. The transcript has a single exon. The coding region runs from base 1 to 969 and encodes 322 amino acids. Gene Ontology annotation, cellular component: membrane. Gene Ontology annotation, molecular function: G protein-coupled receptor activity. NCBI's taxonomy places the organism in Eukaryota, Metazoa, Chordata, Actinopteri, Siluriformes, Bagridae. Gene Ontology annotation, biological process: G protein-coupled receptor signaling pathway.